Colletotrichum truncatum is the source of this 249-nucleotide messenger RNA. RefSeq lists its product as uncharacterized. The record is from RefSeq and is a predicted model, not a curated record. NCBI's taxonomy places the organism in Eukaryota, Fungi, Ascomycota, Sordariomycetes, Glomerellales, Glomerellaceae.
AUGCUCAUGUCGGUGCUGUGGCCGUUCGCUAGUCGCAAAACGGAGGGCCACAGACACAGCUCCUACGUGGACGGAAUCGCAACGUAUGCUAGGCCGUUUUACUGGCAGAAGAUCGCCGGCAAGGAGAUACGACCACUGCCGCAUAGCAUCGACCGAUCAUGCAGCUCGCCCACUGUCCCCGGCAUCAAGAGAGAUUUGCCUUGGUUGGCCGACGUCGGUCUCCUGGUCCUGCGGAGACUUGACUCUUGA